AUGGAUGAGGAAGAGGAGGAGGAGGAAGAUGAGGACACUAGUACAGUGGAGCCUCAGCUUAACGGCGUAACGGAGAAGUCUAACGGGAGCGGUAACGGACGUUCCUCUCAGAUCCUCUAUGUGAUAACAUCCAGUCCCGGUAAACCGGACCACAACAUGCCAGGUCAGUGGGCCGGACCCAACAGGACCAACGGACACACCUCUAGUAUGUAGAUACCAAUAUCCUACCUACUUAACUAUCCUAUCUACCUCUAGUAUGUAGAGACCAAGAUUGUUGUUUUCUAUCUCUCAGUUACCAACAUCCUAUCUUUCUACUUCUCUGGGGUUUCUAAUAUGGCUUUCUACUACGACUCACCUCUAUUGAUACCGACAUGUCUACGUCCUAUCUCUCCAUCUCUCAGUUACUACUUGUUUGUUUUUUUGUACCUUUGGUACUGUUUUUUUUAACCUUUCUGGGGUUUCCCUUAUGUGUAACCAACAUCGUACCUUUCUGGGGUUUCUCUUAUGUGUAACCAACAUCGUACCUUCCUGCAUCUGCAUGCUGUUUUCGAUUGUUCAAAAACGGUAUGUUUUACAAAAAAGGUGUGAGACCUGUUUGGUUAUAGGGAUAUACAGUGGGGGAAAAAAGUAUUUAGUCAGCCACCAAUUGUGCAAGUUCUCCCACUUAAAAAGAUGAGAGAGGCCUGUAAUUUUCAUCAUAGGUACACGUCAACUAUGACAGCCAAAAUGAGAAAAAAAAUCCAGAAAAUCACAUUGUAGGAUUUUUAAUGCAUUUAUUUGCAAAUUAUGGUGGAAAAUAAGUAUUUGGUCAAUAACAAAAGUUUCUCAAUACUUUGUUAUAUACCCUUUGUUGGCAAUGACACAGGUCAAACGUUUUCUGUAAAUCUUCACAAGGUUUUCACACACUGUUGCUGGUAUUUUGGCCCAUUCCUCCAUGCAGAUCUCCUCUAGAGCAGUGAUGUUUUGGGGCUAUCGCUGGGCAACACGGACUUUCAACUCCCUCCAAAGAUUUUCUAUGGGGUUGAGAUCUGGAGACUGGCUAGGCCCCUCCAGGACCUUGAAGUGCUUCUUACGAAGCCACUCCUUCGUUGCCCGGGCGGUGUGUUUGGGAUCAUUGUCAUGCUGAAAGACCCAGCCACGUUUCAUCUUCAAUGCCCUUGCUGAUGGAAGGAGGUUUUCACUCAAAAUCUCACGAUACAUGGCCCCAUUCAUUCUUUCCUUUACACGGAUCAGUCGUCCUGGUCCCUUUGCAGAAAAACAGCCCCAAAGCAUGAUGUUUCCACCCCCAUGCUUCACAGUAGGUAUGGUGUUCUUUGGAUGCAACUCAGCAUUCUUUGUCCUCCAAACACGACGAGUUGAGUUUUUACCAAAAAGUUCUAUUUUGGUUUCAUCUGACCAUAUGACAUUCUCCCAAUCCUCUUCUGGAUCAUCCAAAUGCACUCUAGCAAACUUCAGACGGGCCUGGACAUGUACUGGCUUAAGCAGGGGGACACGUCUGGCACUGCAGGAUUUGAGUUCCUGGCGGCGUAGUGUGUUACUGAUGGUAGGCUUUGUUACUUUGGUCCCAGCUCUCUGCAGGUCAUUCACUAGGUCCCCCCGUGUGGUUCUGGGAUUUUUGCUCACCGUUCUUGUGAUCAUUUUGACCCCACGGGGUGAGAUCUUGCGUGGAGCCCCAGAUCGAGGGAGAUUAUCAGUGGUCUUGUAUGUCUUCCAUUUCCUAAUAAUUGCUCCCACAGUUGAUUUCUUCAAACCAAGCUGCUUACCUAUUGCAGAUUCAGUCUUCCCAGCCUGGUGCAGGUCUACAAUUUUGUUUCUGGUGUCCUUUGACAGCUCUUUGGUCUUGGCCAUAGUGGAGUUUGGAGUGUGACUGUUUGAGGUUGUGGACAGGUGUCUUUUAUACUGAUAACAAGUUCAAACAGGUGCCAUUAAUACAGGUAACGAGUGGAGGACAGAGGAGCCUCUUAAAGAAGAAGUUACAGGUCUGUGAGAGCCAGAAAUCUUGCUUGUUUGUAGGUGACCAAAUACUUAUUUUCCACCAUAAUUUGCAAAUAAAUUCAUUAAAAAUCCUACAAUGUGAUUUUCUGGAUUUUUUUUCUCUCAAUUUGUCUGUCAUAGUUGACGUGUACCUAUGAUGAAAAUUACAGGCCUCUCUCAUCUUUUUAAGUGGGAGAACUUCCACAAUUGGUGGCUGACUAAAUACCUUUUUCCCCCACUGUAUACUGAACAAAAAUAUAAACGCAACAUGCAACAAUUUCAAAGAAAUCAGUCAAUUUAAAUAAAUAAAUUAGGCCGCAAUCUAUGGAUUUCACAUGACUUGGCAAGGGCACAGCCAUGGGUGUGCCUGGGAGCGCAUACAGUAGGCCCACCCACUGAGGAGCCCAGCCAAUCAGAAUGAGUUUUUCCCCACAAAAGGGUUUUAUUACAGACAGAAAUACUCCCCCUCAGACGAUCCCGCAGGUGAAGAAGCCUGAUGUGGAGGUCCUGGGCUGACGUGGUUACACGUGGUCUGCAGUUGUGAGGCCGGGUGGACGUACUGCCAAAUUCUCUAAAACGAUGUUGGAGGCAGCUUAUGGUAGAGAUAUGAACAUUAAAUGAUCUGGCAACAGCUCUGGUGGACAUUCCUACAGUCAGCAUGCCAAUUAAACGCUCCCUCAAAACUUGAGACAUCUGUAGUAUUGUGUUGUGUGACAAAACUGCAAAUUUUAGAGUGGCCUUUAAGGUGCACCUGUGUAAUGAUCAUGCUGUUAAAUCAGCUUCUUGAUAUGCCACACCUAUCAGGUGGAUGGAUUAUCUUGGCAAAGGAGAAAUGCUCACUAACAGGGAUGUAAACAAAUUUGAGCUCAACAUUUGAGAAAAAUAAGCUUUUUGUGCAUAUGGAAAAUUUCUGGGAUCUUUUAUUUCAGCUCAUGAACAAUGGGACCAACACUUUACAUGUUGCGUUUAUAUUUUUGUUCAGUAUAUAUUAACAGAUGUGCAUCAAAAACGCAGGUACUCAUAUUUUACUGUCUGAAUCGGUUCUGUUAAAGGGCUUUAGGCUAACAUGUGCAGGUAGAUCAAGCCUUACACUGAGUAUACUCUUUCCAUGACAUAGACUGACCAGGUGAAUCCAGGUGAAAGCUAUGGUCCCUUAUUGAUGUCACCUGUUAAAUCCACUUCAUUCAGUGUAGAUGAAGGGGAGGAGACAGGUUAAAGAAUGAUUUUUAUACCUUGAGACAAUUGAGACAUGGAUUGUGUAUGUGUGCCAUUCAGAGGGUGAAUGGGUAAGACAAAAGAUUGAAGUGCCUUUGAACAAGGUAUGGUAGUAGGUGCCAGGCGCACCAGCUUGAGUGUGUCAAGAACUGCAACGCUGCUGGGUUUUUUACGCUCAAAUGUUUCCCGUGUGUAUCAAGAAUGGUCGGACACCCAAUGGACAUCCAGCCAACUUGACACAGCUGUGGGAAGCAUUGGAGUUAACAUGGGCCAGCAUCCCUGUGGAAUGCUUUCGACACCUUGUAGAGUUCAUACCCCGACGAAUUGAGGCUGUUCUAAGUGCAAAAGGGGGUGCAACUCAAUAUUACAAAGGUGUUCCUAAUGUUUUGUACACUCAGUGUAUAAUACUGUACAAAUAUGGUGUAGAUGUGCCAGACAGUUUUUAUUUUAUAGCCCCCUUUUAUCUCUUUCUGAUAAGGUGCCUCCAUGCCUGUCUGAGACUCUACUCAAGUGCAUAGGGUUCUUCUUCACUGGUAUGUUUCUUCUAAACUGUCUGAUUUCAAUUGUGUUUCUGUGUUGACAGUGUGGACCAUCUACGCUCUAGCUGCUCUCCUGACUCUGACAGUCAUAGCCAUGGUGGCUAAACUACUCCUGCAUAUUACAGUGAAGUAAGUAUUUCAUUUUCCGUUGUUUGCUGUAACUUAUGGACAGUAAAGUUGUAUUGUACUAAUGCCUCAAUAGUGUAACCGAAGUGUAGUUGAUUGCAUGUAAUGUCUUUUUAACGCUGUGAGAGCCCCAGCAGGUGGAAUAUAUAACCUAAUGUUACUAUUCUCUCUUGCUAUAUCUAUUUCUCUCUCUUCUCUCCCUCUCUCAAUCUUUUUUUCCAGAUCUCCCAACAUCCCAACCAUCAGUGGUUCAGAGAGCUGCAGCGGGCAGAGUGCUGCGUCCGAGCCCUGGAUCAUCUUCUACCGGCCCUCCACCAUCUCCCUCUUCAAGAAGAAGCUAAAGAACCACCACGGAGACCUCAGCCCUCUGGUGGGCAACUAG
Messenger RNA from Coregonus sp. 'balchen', 4236 nucleotides. The record is from the annotation of a GenBank genome assembly. NCBI's taxonomy places the organism in Eukaryota, Metazoa, Chordata, Actinopteri, Salmoniformes, Salmonidae.